This is a messenger RNA of Pseudophryne corroboree (corroboree frog), 5933 nucleotides long. RefSeq names its product acyl-CoA oxidase 3, pristanoyl (gene ACOX3). The record is from RefSeq and is a predicted model, not a curated record. The coding region runs from base 400 to 2520 and encodes 706 amino acids. Gene Ontology annotation, molecular function: FAD binding; pristanoyl-CoA oxidase activity; fatty acid binding. NCBI's taxonomy places the organism in Eukaryota, Metazoa, Chordata, Amphibia, Anura, Myobatrachidae. The transcript has 18 exons. Gene Ontology annotation, cellular component: peroxisome. Gene Ontology annotation, biological process: lipid homeostasis; fatty acid beta-oxidation using acyl-CoA oxidase.
CGUGGACUGUGUCGGACUCUGAGAUCCAGGAACCGGCACGACGUUGUAUCGACUGUGCAACUACAGUGUCCCCAUGAAAAGAGCCAUUUUCCCUGAGCUCCGUAAUAACAUGCCAAUGGCUUUUGGUCUUCACAGAAAUGGCCGCCGCCGCCACUCUAGCACACAGAUGUUGUGCUCACUAUCUCUUGCCAAAACAAACAGCUGGACUUCUUAGCAAUCGCACAAUGAUGAUGCAGCAGCCUCAUAGCUCAGUUAUAGGUAAGGGAAUUUUUCCCAAAACAAACAUGGCGGAAUAAGCGCCUGCCCCCACUGCCCUAUACAGGAACUCUGCUGCCUGCAGGUUCCAGGAGGACUCUCAGUCAUUGAUUGUUAGCUGAGGAGCGAGAGAGCAGAUUUGCAAUGAUUGCUGCCAAAACAUUGGAUGCCAAGGGGGCACCAUCCGGAGAUGACUUGUUACCAGAUAUGCCCAAUGGACCACUCACUGAAUACCGCAGAAGGGCUUCAUUUAAUUGGAAGGAUAUGGUGAUGUUUUUGGAGGACGAAGAUAUUAUCGCUUUUAAGAAAAGAAUUUUCUCCACACUAGAAAAUGAUCCACUUUUCUACCGCCGCCCCGGGGAGGACCUGCCGUUGGAGAAGUACAGGGAGCUGACAUUUCUGCGCUGCAAGAAAAUAUUUGAAUACGACUUCCUGACUUUCGAUGCUACAAUGGAAAGGCCGUUGAAACUGCUGGUGCUUAUAAACUGCCUGGGCAUGUACGAUUGGUCCCUGGCUACUAAAUAUUUUCUAAAUACACAGGUCUUCACCAAUGCUGUCGGGAAUGCAGGCUCUGAGAGGCACGAAACGUUCCUAAGCCAGACAAAAAGCAUGGAGAUUUUCGGAUGCUUUGCGCUUACAGAACUCAGCCAUGGCAGCAAUACGAAGGCUAUUCGGACAACUGCAACCUUUGAUGCUUCUGCUAAGGAAUUUGUUAUAAACUCCCCAGACUUUGAGGCUGCAAAGUUUUGGGUGGGUAACAUGGGGAAGAAUGCCACCCAUUCUGUUGUGUAUGCCCAGCUGUAUACCUCGGACGGGCAGUGCCAUGGGUUACACUCCUUUAUCGUGCAGAUUCGUGACCCCAAAACACUACUCCCUAUGCCAGGAGUGAUGGUGGGUGACGUCGGCAAGAAGCUGGGCCAAAAUGGAUUAGACAAUGGAUUUGCAAUGUUUCACAAUGUCCGCAUCCCCCACGGGAACCUUUUAAACCGCAAUGGGGACAUUACAGCCAGCGGGAGUUACACCAGUGUAUACAAGGACCCAAAGCAGCGUCUUGGUGCAUCUCUCGGUACUCUGUCCAGUGGCAGGGUCUCCAUCAUUGGGAUGGUAGUGGUGAAUUUGAAGCUUGCUGUGUCCAUUGCUGUCCGUUUCUCUGCAACACGUCGUCAGUUUGGACCCACUGAAAAAGAAGAAUUGCCUGUACUUGAAUAUCAGUUGCAGCAAUGGCGACUGAUCCCUUAUUUGGCUGCUGCCUAUGCCCUUGACUACUUCUCUAAAAGCUUUUUCAUGAAUUUAAUUGAGCUGCAGAUUGGGAUCUUAAUGAGAGACAGGAGUGCAAGACAGGCUGAACUUGGCAAGGAAAUCCACGCUUUGUCCAGCGCCGGCAAACCACUGGCCUCAUGGACUGCACAGCACGCGGCUCAAGAAUGCCGGGAAGCAUGUGGAGGUCACGGCUUUCUUGCUAUGAACCGUUUGGGCGACAUCCGCAACGACAAUGAUCCAAACUGCACUUAUGAAGGCGACAACAACGUCCUGCUGCAACAAACCAGUAAUUAUUUGCUGAGUUUAGUCCAUUCCUUAAAUGAAGACCACUCCCCAUGCGAAUCUCCGCUUGGAUCUAUACAUUUCCUUAAUGAUUUUAAGAGCAUCUUAAGAAACAAGUUUAAAGCCCAAACCAUAAGAGAAUGCCUGGACUGUGCAGUUCCUCUGGCAGCGUACAAGUGGCUGGUCUGUUACCUUCUCAAUGACAGCUAUCACAAGCUCCAGCACGAGAGGCAGAAAACCAGUAAUGAUUUCCAUGCAAGGAACAAUAGCCAGGUGUAUUACUGCCGCUCCCUGUCCAUAGCGUUUAUUGAACAUACAGUACUGCAGAGAUACUAUGAUUAUACACAUGACCCGAGCACACCCGCCUCUCUGCAGCCCGUCCUGAAGAAAUUGUGCUCGUUGUAUGGUCUGUGGUCGCUGAGCAAGCAUAUAGCUGUUCUCUACCAAGGUGGAUACUUUGCUGGUGAAUUGCCGGGGAAGAUGGUGCAGGAUGCCAUCCUGCAGCUGUGUGCAGAGCUGAAAGAUGAUGCAGUCUCUCUGGUGGACGCCAUUGCACCUCCAGACUUCAUUUUGAAUUCUCCAAUUGCCAGAGCCGAUGGAGAGCUGUACAAGCACCUGUGGUCCACAGUUCUGCAAGGAGAGAAGGUGUUGGAGCGCCCAUCCUGGUGGGCUGAAUUCUGCACCAACAAGCCUGUGAUUGGCAAUCUGAAAUCCCAGCUGUGAGCGCACACGCCUGUGUGUCUACAUGUGCAGCGUCCUCUGAGUGUAUACAGAUAUGUGCCAUGGUAACACGGGGCAUUGGAGCUAACGAGUCACUGAUAAGUAGCUUAUAAGACCAGAUAAUCGGGUAGUGUCAUCUGCAGGUGUUACGGAGGACCUGCCUCGCUCCCCAGUGUUUUAGGGCGCUGUUAAGCAUCAGAUGAUUUCCAUUAAUGGCCAAUGAAUUAUUAGUAAUAGUAGAAAAUACGCCUUUUAAUUAAAUUGAAAUUGAAUGUACAUUUCUCUUAUAUGGAAUAGGGUGUGGAUCAUAGGGUCGACAGUAACUAAGUCGAUAGUCCUUAGGUCGACCACUAUUGGUUGACAGUGACUAGGUCGACACCUGAAAUAGAUCGACACAAUCAUUAGGUCGACAUGGAAUCGGUCAACGUGAGGUUUUUUUGGGGUGGUUGGUGUCAUUUUCUUAGUAAAGUGACUGGGAACCCCAAUUAGUGCACCGUGUCCCCUCACUUUCGGGCAAGGUGCCUCGCUCCGCUGCCGCCGCGCUCGGCACAGGUUACUAUUCCCAAUCGUAGUCCACGUGGAUCGUAAAAGUAUAAAAAAGUUUUUUUAAAAAUGAAGAAAACAAAAUGUGAAAAACUCAUGUCGACCUUUUCAAGUGUCGACCUUUGCCAGGUCGACCUAUUGACCAAGCCGACUUAAUGCAUGUCGACCAAUAGUGGUCGACCUAAUGAGUGUCAACCUAAAGACCGGAUCCCAUGGAAUAUUACUGUGUAAUAAAUACAAAUGUAUAUUGGGUAAUUGGUUCCAGUCUAUUCAUGUAACAUUGUUAUUUAGAAUGAGCCAUAUGCUGGCAUUCAGUUGUGUCCGCAGCCAAUCACAGAAGAGGUUUUUUGUUCAUCAGAAGUGCAGCUGCCUUCAUCAGUUAUCCAAGCCAAGUGUGUAGCCCAGACAGAUCGUCAGAGCCAAUGAAUACAGCAUACAUGACUACUGUGAAUGAAAGCUAAUAAGGGCUGUAUUAGUGUGUCCUGUACUAGGCAAAUACGGCAGAUGUGUGCACAUACACCUGUCCUCAAAUCGUGCCACAUAUCCCUGUUCUUUUCACAUAGUGAUUCAGUCAAUUGGGCAAUUUAGCCAGAUUGUCCCUGCAACUGUAUGUACUAUAUUUCUUAUUUCAUAAUUGAACUUAAUUUUAUAUAAAAAUUUCAUUUUCUGCAUUUAUUUAUUAUGUUUUGUUUGCCCUAGAUAACAGCACAGUUUUCCCCUCCUUAUUGGAUACAACUGUAAAGACAGAGCUGUACCAUGUUGUACGCAAGGGCAUGCACAAAUGAAUAAAUGCAACUGCAGGUGGGAAAUCCUUAGCAGUAACAGCAAACUCAACAAUAACAACCAUGUUGGCAAUGCGAUACCGACGGUGGGGAUCCCGGCGGACAGCAUACAGACGCCGGGAUCCUGACCGAAAAAAUGCCAACAGGGAGGCGAGCGCAACGUCGACACAGGUUCUGUUUCCUCUCUAUGGGCGUCGUGGACACCCAAGAAUGGGAAUAGCCCUAGGCCCCCUGUCGGCAUUCUGGUGGUUGGGAUCCUGGCGUCGGUAUGCUGACUGCUGGGAUCCCAAUUGUCUGUCUCGUAACUACAUCCCGAACAACCCACACCUGCACAUAAAGGGCAGUCAUACAGCUGUGUCCUGCUUUCCCGUCAAUGCAUGUUCUUUUCUUUGAAGCUCUCUGUCUGUUAUUAAUUAAUAGUGAUUAUCACAUGGAAAUACUGUAACUCUUAUUCUACUAAAAUCUAUUAACCCAUAUCCAUGCAAUAAUGGUGCCAAAUUGUAAUGUUAAUAAAUGUCAAGUGUUGUUAUGGCAAGCUUACCUAAUUAGCAAAUGAAACAUGGUUGAAAAUAUUCCAACAUUUUCAAUACUGUUACUAUGCACUAAAUGUUAUUAUUUGAGUCUUAUUAUUAACACAUGUUCCUGCUAACAUACUCUGCUACCUUUGCAUGUCACUAAAGUACUGUACAGUGGUAGUUCUAGCGUUUGCCAGUAGUUAUUGUGGUUGUGUUUUCUCCCAUGUAUUUGGGCUAUAUUUGCUUAUGAUACAUAUCAAUUGGACAGACUGUAUGUCUUCAUGCCUAGAUAAAACUGUUAUCGCCCAGUCUGGUUGGUAACCCUGGAACAGACAGUACUUUUUUUUUCGGUAUGUAAAUGAUAACAAACUGGGUUGUUUUUUGUGAUAAGUUGUCCUACUGUCUUCACUUUUGUUGUAUCCAAACUAAGAGGGUUUAUUCAGGUUUGUUAGCAAACCAAAAAAAACACACUAAUGGGCAAAACCAUGUGCACUGCAGGUGGGGCAGACAUGUUAGAUUUGGGUGGGUUAUAUUGUUUCUGUGCAGGGUAAAUACUGGCUGCUUUAUUUUUACACUGCAAUUUACAUUUCUGUUUGAACACACCCCACCCAAAUCUAAAAGUUAAAGGUCCGCACACACGGAGCGAUUUUAACUAGGAGCGAUUAUGUCUGAACUGGCAGUAGGUGAUUUUGACUAUCUGGACCAGCGAUUUUUGACUAACUGUGCAAGCGAUUUUGACUAACUCAUUUAAAUAGGUGGAUGCUUUUACUUUUCUAGCGACCUAGUCAAAAUUGACUUGCCUGCAGUCUAUUUUUCCCAGCAAUAGUGACCUGGCGGGGACGCGCAUCGCUAUCGCUCGCUUUGUACACACAGAACGAUAUGCACUAACUUUCUUAGUGAUUUUGACUAUAUAGUCAACAUCGCUCAGCCAUAUCGCUCCGUGUGUACACACCUUAACUCUCUCUCUGCACAUGUUUACAUCUGCCCCACCUGCAGUGCAGCAUGGUUUUGCCCAUUAGUGUGCUUUUUUGGUUUGCUAACAAACCUGAAUAAGGCUCUAGAGCAAUGGUUCUCAAACUCGGUCCUCAGGACCCCACACGGUUCACGUUUUCCAUGUCACCCGGCAGGUGCACUGUGUAUCACCAACUGUCACAUUUAAAAAAUCUACAGGUGACCUGCAAAACAUGGACCGUGUGGGGUCCUGAGGACCGAGUUUGAGAACCUGUGCUCUAGAGCAUUCAGCGACAUUGCAUUGUAUACACAGUGUUAGUGAAAGACACUGGACUAGUUCUGCCAGUAGUAUUAUCCCAUAGUGUGAUAGUGCCAUUUUAUUUAAAUCCAUGUAAGACGUGGGGUGCUGCUAUGUCAUUUCCAUAUUUAAGACCACUGAGUAAUGGAGACGGACAGGUGCUGUAACAUAUUUUCUUAGUCCUUCCUUUCCUUAUUUCAUGGAAAUAGCCUUUAACUAUAUUUAGUAAACAUAUGUUAAUUAUUAGAGCUAAUGAGGUUCCAGACGACAAAUGCGCUUUGAUUACGUUUUGUGCUGAAAUAAAUCCGUACCAUUUAUAAUGAAAAA